This is a messenger RNA of Paramecium octaurelia, 464 nucleotides long. The record is from the annotation of a GenBank genome assembly. NCBI's taxonomy places the organism in Eukaryota, Ciliophora, Oligohymenophorea, Peniculida, Parameciidae.
AUGCCAAUAAAACUCGAAGUAAGGACCAAACAAAAACUAAGAAAAAUAAUAGCUGCUUCAAAAAAAAUAGGAAAAUAAGAAUAUUAAUAAGUUAAAAUAGCAAAUAAACUUUCAAUUUAGAAGAAAGAAACUCAGUAAAUUAAAGAUAUAUCUCAGACAGAUAAGUAUGGUAUUUAGUUUAUGCUUUUAAUAUAGAUAAACUAUUUUAUCCAAAUGAGCCAAAUUAGGUAUUCCCAAACUAAUUAUAAGAAAACAUAAUAAAGAUUAUCGCAUCUUUUGGAAAAUCCACAAACAUUAAGCACAUAAUGAAUAACUUAUGUCUUUUCUACAAAAAUGCUAUAGAUCAACAAAUUUUCUCAAAAUAUCUUGCUUAUGCAGAAGAAAACGGAAUUAUUUAUGAAAGAUAGGGAUAAUACUUUGUCUCUUAAAAUGAAUGUUAUAUUUUUAAAAAUAUUGUUUCAUGA